AUGAUCCAGGAGCCGUACUGCCAGGAAGGACGCAUUGCAGGUUUCCCUAUAGCAUGGCAGGUCUUCCAGUCAAAAGCAAGGAAUCAAGAUCAAGCACCAAGAGCGGGUCUAAUAUGUUGUAACCCAGCCUGGAAUCCGCUGCUAAUUAAACAGGACAGAGACUUUGUUGCCGUUUUAAUUGUGCUCAAAAAUGCACAACUGAUUCUUAUAUCUGCGUACUCCUCCCCAACAGACUCCAUCGACAAUUUCGUAGCAAACGCAACGUACGUCCGAUCUAAAUGCCAUUCAACGCCACAAGUCUAUGGGGGUGAUCUUAAUGCGCAUCAUGUAAACUGGGGAUACCAAGAUAUCACUCCCAAGGGACAAGCGCUAGAGGACUACUUAACAGCAAACGACCUACAUUUGGUCAAUACCAGCGGCGCACCCCCUACCUUUGAUAAUACGUACUGCAAAGGUUGGCCAGAUGUCACCCUGGCAACAGGAACGGCUCUAUCGCAAGUACAGGACUGGAAAGUUAGCGACGAACUAAGCUGCUCGGAUCACCGUUACAUAACCUUCACAAUCAACUGUGACACCAACAUCUGUAUUUUAAAGCGCUUUAAGUUACCAAAAGCCAAAAUCCGUCCUCUGACAGCAGCCUUCUCUACUUUAUUAACAGCAGAACAGGAGACACUAGAAGCCUACAACGGCAAAGACGAGAUGGAAGAAUUUACAGAACAUCUUCUGGAUAAUAUUAAGACCAUCUGCUCAAAUUUGCUUCCAACGCGAGCUGCCAAGAAACGGCACAGCAUUUCAUGGUGGAGUAAAGAACUCAGGCAACAGCGUCAGAAAUGUCGUGCUCUAAGGCGCAGAAUAAGAACAGCAACCGACGAGGACACAAAAAUGCACUACCUUUCAAUUUUCCGUAAGGAAAGGGCAUCAUACAAAAAGAACAUCCUCGCAGCAAAGAUAACAAGUUGGAGAACUUUUUGCACGCAGAAUAACAAUCCAUACAGCGUCCUCCAUAAAUUGUCGACUAAUAAAAUCUACCAGCCAUCACAGAUCUUCGCCCACCCCUCUCUUACAACAGACAUCGCAGGAGCCACAGCUGCCACCUACUUAGACGCACUGUUCCCGAAUGACGAUCCAACACAGGACACAACAGAGCAAAGGGAGAUACGUGCAGACUCAACACCCUCCAGCAACUCCAGCCGACGAGCCCUUCAGUGA
Molecule: messenger RNA, 1209 nt
Organism: Stegodyphus dumicola
Lineage: Eukaryota; Metazoa; Arthropoda; Arachnida; Araneae; Eresidae
Source: RefSeq, a predicted model, not a curated record